AUGUCUCUCUUGAGAUCAACUAGAUCCUCGCUUCGAGUACUAAGCCUAUCCAAACGAUCAUCCUAUCCAUCCUACAUCUCUUUCCGACCUCUCUCAACUACUUCUACCAACUCAAAAUCCGGCGAUCCUUUCCCCCUUCCACUAUCCACCCCGGAACUUCAAUCCCUUGCUUCCCGUCCUUCCGACUCGACGCAGGAAGACAAUUCACCUUGGCCAGAACCUCUCAAGCGGGAAGGAGAAGAUGAAAAGACUCUAAGGGCGAGAUUGGUGUAUCAAACGAGAAAACGGGGAAUGUUGGAAGGAGAUUUAUUAUUGAGCACAUUUGCCAGGGAUCAAUUGGGGAUUAUGAAUUUGAAUGAGUUGAGAGAGUUUGAUCGAUUGUUAGAUGAACCUGAUUGGGAUAUAUAUUAUUGGUCCAUAGGCAAGAAACCACCUCCAGAACGAUGGGCGGACACUGAGUUACUCAAAAAAUUACAGAGACAUGCCAAGAACGAGGGCAAGGUAGUUCGUGUCAUGCCUGAUUUAUGA
Messenger RNA from Tremella mesenterica DSM 1558, 528 nucleotides. RefSeq lists its product as uncharacterized. The transcript has 3 exons. Gene Ontology annotation, cellular component: mitochondrion. Bases 1 to 528 code for a protein of 175 amino acids. The record is from RefSeq and is a predicted model, not a curated record. Lineage: Eukaryota; Fungi; Basidiomycota; Tremellomycetes; Tremellales; Tremellaceae. Gene Ontology annotation, biological process: protein-FAD linkage; mitochondrial electron transport, succinate to ubiquinone; tricarboxylic acid cycle.